AUGACUAGAAAAUCGCCGUCGAUGCCAGGCUUCGCGCGCCUCUCGGACCAAGUCUUUGUGCGCUCCGGAGAUGCCGAAACCGGCGCCGACACGACGACCAACCCCGACAUUGUCGUCAUCUACGGCUGGGGCGACUGCCUGCCGCAGCACGUUGCCAAGUACGCCGACGGCUACCGCGCGGCGUUUCCGCGCGCGCAGCAGGUCGUCGUGCUGUCGCCGAUUGCAAAGGCCCUCUUCACGACCCGCGAGCAGCGCCGCGGCCACAUGACGCCCGUCGUGGAGCACCUGUUUGGGCCGCCGGGUCUCGACGCCGCCGGCGCCGCGGAGACGGCGGGGGCCACGAUUCUCGUGCACGCCAUGUCCAACACGGGCGCCGUCAACUUUGCCGCCACGCUCGACGCCUACGCCGCGCGCUUCGGCCGCCCCAUGCCGCACGCGCUCUUCGUCAUGGACUCGACCCCCGGCGCCACGGACCUCUCGUGGGCGAACCUGAAGCGCUGGUCGCGCGCCAUGGCCCUCGGCACCGCCAAGUGGUUCCCCUGGCCGUUUGCCGCGACCCAGUCCAUAUGGGCGCUGCUGUUCCUGCUGCACACGCUGUACCUGUGGCUGCGCCGCCGACAGCAUGCCGGCGCGUGGAGCCGCGUCGCGGCGCACCAGGAAGAGUUCGCGACGAGGGAGGCUCGUAGACUGUACAUGUACAGCAAGGACGACGAUCUUAUCGGGUACCGGGAGAUUGAGGAGCAUGCGGAGGAGUCCAAGAAGCUGGGCUAUGCCGUCGAUGUCAAGGAGUUCUUUGGCAGUGGCCAUGUCGGGCACAUGCGCUUGCAUCCUGACGAGUACUGGAAGGCUAUCCAGCAAUCUUGGGGGCGGACGACCGCUAGUGCAAACUCCAUCGGUGGGAAAUAG
Molecule: messenger RNA, 906 nt
Organism: Cordyceps militaris CM01
Lineage: Eukaryota; Fungi; Ascomycota; Sordariomycetes; Hypocreales; Cordycipitaceae
Exons: 1
Coding region: 1-906 (301 amino acids)
Source: RefSeq, a predicted model, not a curated record